Molecule: messenger RNA, 2109 nt
Organism: Ruditapes philippinarum (Manila clam)
Lineage: Eukaryota; Metazoa; Mollusca; Bivalvia; Venerida; Veneridae
Product: organic cation transporter protein-like
Exons: 11
Coding region: 157-1899 (580 amino acids)
Biological process (GO): transmembrane transport
Cellular component (GO): membrane
Molecular function (GO): transmembrane transporter activity
Source: RefSeq, a predicted model, not a curated record
GCAUAGAUCUUUCAUGUUAAAUAAAGAGCUCAAAGAGUGUUCUUAAAACUUUAUUUAAAAAUAGUUUAAAAAUAAUAGGAGUAUUGAAAUGAUAAAUAAGGCGUAAUAACCAAACAACAUUUUUCUAAACGGUGGGUUAAUUUUUUGAAUCUCAAGAUGCCAGCAGUUGAAGACGUAGAUGUAGAUAAGAUAUGGAGGGCGUUAGGGAAAUGGGGAAGUUAUCAAAGGAGACAGCUUAUUGUGGAAAUGGUCGCGAUAUGGUCAUGUAGUCUUCAUAUGCUAUCAAUUGUCUUUUUAGGCUAUAAACCAGACCAUGAAUGUAAAAAUGCCUACAACUCAUCUAAUGGCCAAGCGCAUUCGAAUAAUUCUAUGUCGAGAAGAUUUGAAAAGUGCUCAAUAACGUAUACUACUAACGAAACGGGUGUAUCCAUUGUUUCUACGACGGACUGUACGGACGGAUGGAGAUACUUUGAUCCGGAGCCAUAUUCGGAGGACCGUUCAUUUAUAUCCGAGUGGGACCUUGUAUGUGAACGAAAGGAAUUAGCAGAGGUUUCUCAGACACUACUUAUGCUUGGACAAGGUAUCGGGGCGUUUGUCUUUACAAGUUUGUCGGACAGAUAUGGUAGAAAACGAAUUCACAUCAUGUGUCACGUGAUCAUAUUCUGUGUUGCGCUUGCUACCGCUUUCGUUCCGAAUUUCACGCUAUUUGCAGUAAUGAGAAUGCUUACAGGCGCAUUUCAACAGGGAACUGGUCUUACACUUAGCUUGCUUCUAAUUGAGAUGGUGCCUAGAGAGACACGUGGGACUGUCGAGGUUUGCAGUCUUCUUUUUUGGACUACUGGUAUAGCUAUUGUUACACCAAUAGCUUAUAUAUUCCGUAAUUUAUCCUGGCGGUAUCUUCAAAUAUGUCUGGCGUGUUUGUCAGCAUGGUCUCUGAUCGAAUGGUGGUUGAUAGACGAGUCUUUAAGAUGGCUUAUAGCUAACGGCCGAAUUAAGGAAGCAAAGGCUAUAAUCUUAAGGGCAUGUAAAACAAACAAGAAAAACUUUGAUCACGUUGUCAGUGUCAGCGGUUUCCGGGAAUAUGAGCUGAAUUAUGAAACCAAACUAGAAGUGAAAAAGGAUGAAAGGGCUGUACCGUUGACGGAUACAAUGACUAGUAACAAGGAGAAUGGGAAUACCAAGAUUGAUAUGUCAGUGAAACAGUACACAGUGAUAGACCUUGUUAAGUCGAAGAGAAUAUUCAUUUCAUCGUUAAUCAUGUGGUUUGCUUGGACAACAAACAGUAUAACAUACUACGGUAUAAUGCUUAUAUCAUCUAGUUUGGCUGGGAACCGCUUUUUGAACUUUUUCCUUGGCUCUAUUGUUGAAUAUCCCGCUGCAGCUGCAGAGUUAUACUUAAUAACUAGAUAUGGUAGGAAACCGGCUUCCAUUAUUUUUCAUACUAUAUGUGGUACUGCUUUGAUAAUAGCAACAAUUCUGACCACAACCGCCGGUGGCAAUUCUGCAAUGGUUAUAUGCUCCACUGUUUUCACAUUGAUAGGAAAGUUUGCAAUUACUGGGUCAUUCAGUACAAUAUUCUUGUACACGCACGAAUUAUAUCCAACGAAUAUGAGAAAUGUUGGAGUUGGUUUGUCGUCAACAGCAGCUAGGGUCGGUGGAAUGGUUGCACCGUUCUCAAGAAACUUGGCUGAGAUAGCCGCGUGGUCGCCUGGGCUAGUAUUCGGCAUAAUGUGCGCUAUUGUAGCAGUAACAAUGUUCUGGAUGCCAGAAACGCAUAGAUAUGAGCUUCCACAAACGCUUGAGGAAUGCGAACAAUGGUACAAAGAAAACAGGUUUCAUUUACCAUGUUGCCGGAAGCAUGAUGUUGAUAAAACGGAAGUAGAUCAACAAAUGACGUAAUGAUGAUAUAAUGACAUUUUUUCUGCCGUGUUAUGGUUUUAUUUAAAAUAUCAUAGAUUUGUACAAGCAUAAACAUAUAAUAAUCUAUAUCCAGAAAUUAAUUUGUACUGUAAUGUUAUUAAAACGUUCGUGAUAUUGUUAUAUGGUGUGGUACUACAGGGCAAAUCGCUUUGUUAUAAAGCAAUCAUUUUGAUACUGUUUGGUUUGAUG